Molecule: messenger RNA, 1246 nt
Organism: Mytilus californianus (California mussel)
Lineage: Eukaryota; Metazoa; Mollusca; Bivalvia; Mytilida; Mytilidae
Exons: 6
Coding region: 341-1078 (245 amino acids)
Source: RefSeq, a predicted model, not a curated record
AUGAAUCUAUAAUACUUCCCGGUUUUUAUCUAAAAAUUUCUACUUUUUGUGAAAUUUCAUAUUUGCUAAUUAUAAACUUACACUUUAGACUAAGAAGACUGGUUUAAAUAUGUAGAAGAAGAUUUAAUGUACCACUGAAGAAAAAUCAUCGUGUAUUAGAAGUUAUUAGAGUCCAUGUGUUUACCGAAGUUUGCAUACAAUCUUACAGAAAACAUCUUCGUUGAAUAUCUAAAUUCUUUUGACAGGAUACACAGAAAGAGUCAACACAUUUAUCUUGGUUUUCACAAGAAUAUUAAACAGCAUCACGCGUGAGAGGAACAAACAAUUUAUAUGAAGCAGUAUGCUGAUCACAAUUUUGACACUAGCAUCGUUAUUUACUGCUACUAAUGGGCACGGAAGACUAAUUUUACCGCCAGGUAGAUCCACGAUGUGGCGGUAUGGAUAUAACACUCCUAAGAAUUACAACGACAACCAGGUUUCCUGUGGCGGAUUUUACAAACAAUGGACUUUAAACAAGGGAAAAUGUGGAUUAUGUGGAGAUCCAUGGGACGGUACACGCGAGAACGAGGCUGGAGGAAAAUAUGCGACUGGCACUAUUACUGGAAAUUAUACUGCCGGAAACACAAUGGAAGUGAAACUAGAAAUAACAGCCUCGCAUCGAGGUUUCCAUGAAUUUCGUAUUUGUCCUGUUAAUAACCCGAGUGUACCCGCAACUCAGUCAUGCUUUGAUGCACAUUUACUCCAUCAACCAAACGGGCUAACAAAAUUUGAUGAGCCAGGAGCUGUUGGGACAUAUGCAGUAACACUUGUUCUUCCUCAAGAUGUAUCAUGUACACAAUGUGUGCUACAAUGGAUAUGGAAUACAGGUAACUCUUACGGCUGUGACCAGAAAAACACAUGUUGUAUUGGCUGCGGUCCUCAGGAACAGUUUUAUGGAUGCGCCGACAUAGCUAUUUCUCCUGCAUCAGGAUAUUCUGCUAUCGACAAUCAAGCAACAUCCUACCACAUCAGGAACUUCACUUGGUGUUAUAUUUACAUACUUGUUAUCCAAAUAAUGAUUCUUAAUUUAUAUUUUUGAACAGAAAUACACUUUAAACAAAAAUUUUAAAAUAUUUAUACUCAUAAGAAUUUGAUAUUCAAAACAAUUUUAUUUUUAUUAUUAUUAUAUAUCGACGUAUCGAUAUGUCUUUAAUGUUGACCACUUUCGUCUUUGUGUGUGUUUUGUAAUAAAAUUUGAAGCACAUGA